AUGCCAAGAUUUAAAGCAACACCUCAACAAUUUCAUUUGAACAGAGAACAAGACGAUUCAAACGAUGAAGAUAACAUUGAUGAUGAUGUUGUCAAUGAUUUAAAAAAUUCCAAUGAUGUUGACAAUCAAAGUAGUCAUAACAAUGACAACAACAACAACAACACUGAUGAUCCGGAUGAGAAUAGUUCACAAGAAAAUAAUAAUAAUAAUAAUAAUGAACUAUUUGAUGAUGAUAACAACACCAAUUCAACUAUUUUAAAAAGAUCAUCAGAUACUACUACUGAUAAUAAUAAUAGUCCAAAAUGUAAACAAAGAAAAACUUGUCAAACUGCUGCAACUGAUACUACUACUACUACUGCUGCUCCAGUCACCAGUGAAUGUAUGAAUAAUUUACAAACAGCUGCGUCGUUUUUUGCACAAGCAGCUGCUGUAGCUACUGUGGCUGCAUUGUCCACUGGACAAUUGAUACCAAUUUUUCCAUCGGAUAAACCACCGAUAGCACCGCUUGGUUUAUCUUUACCAACAACAACAACAACAGUCACUACUACUAAAAUAACAGAAUCAUUAAAUCAGAAUAAAACUGAUUUGCCGUCAUCUACUAUGAGUAAAGAACAAAUUUCUAAUUUAUCUAUGUCUGUUUUAUCUUCAAAUCCUAGUGAAAUUGAUCAUGAUGAAGGUGAUGAAGGCGAUGAUAACGAUGAUGAUGCUGAUGCUGCUGAUGAUGAUGAUGUGGAUGACGAUGAUGAUGCAGAAGAAGAAGACAAUGUUCAUGAUAAAUCUUUUCAACAAUAUAAAUCACGUGAACGUGAAAAACAAUUUAUUAAUUGUCCUGUAUGUUGUAAAACAAUGCGUCGUGGUUCAUUACGUGAACAUAUGGAUCGUCAUGCUAAUAGUGGUAAAUUUAAAUGUACCACAUGUGAUAAAACAUUUAGUCGAGCUAGUGCACGUGAAAAACAUAUACGUACACAUACUGGUGAACGUCCAUAUAAAUGUGAAUUAUGCUCAAAAGCUUAUCGACAAAAAGUACAUUUAAAUGAACAUUUACGUUCACAUACUGGUAUACGACCAUAUUUAUGUAAAUUAUGUGGUUUUUGUUUAGCUUCAAAAUCAUUAUUAAAUCGACAUUUACGUACACAUGGUAUUAAAAAAAUUCUUGAUAAUGAUACAGAUAUUUGGAUGAAAAUUAAUGCACCAAAAGAAGAAGUGUUAAAUAUUGCUGCUGAAGUUGGUCGUGUAUUAGCACAAAGACAAAAUGAAAAUUUAAAUAAUCAUAAUCAUACUACUACUAGCGAUGAUAAUAGUAGUAAUGUGCAAUCAUCUAAAAAUGAACAAACUUUAAAUAAUAAAUCAUUUAAUACUGAUAGUAUUUUACAAUUAACAUCGAAAGGUUCAGUAACAUUGGGUCGUAAAUAUUUAUGUAAUUUAUGUCCAGCUGGUUUUCCAACAGUACAAGCUUUAAGAAGUCAUCGUAUGACUACACAUAAUGUUGUUACACCACAUAAAUGUCCACAAUGUAAUGAAUCAUUUAGUUCAUUGAAAUUAAUGGAAGGACAUUUGAGAAAAUUUCAUCCACAGGUUUGUCCAAUCUGUUCAGAACAAAUGCCUGAACGUCGAAAAUGGAUGGUUGAUGCACAUAUACGUGAAGCACAUCCAGAAGCAGUAGUUGGACAAGUUAGCUCAUCUUCACAAAAUAAAAGCCAUAAAAAGGCGGCUACAUCGAAAGAAAAUGUUAAUAAUAAUGCAACUACUACUACUACUAAUACUACUAAUAUUACUACUGAUACUACUACCACGACUACUACUACUACCGUUGCUUCCACGACUACUACUACUACUGCUACUACUGCUACUACUACUACUCCAACUGCUUCCAUUAAAAGUGCUACUCCAGAAAAGCGUACUAAUAAUUGUAUGUUAUCAGAACUAAGAAAAUGGAAACAUUUUAGACCAGAUAAAGUCGACUCUUCAACUGAUGAUGAUGAUGAUGACGACGAAGAUGAUGAUGAAGAUGAAGAUGAUGAUGAUGAUCAUGAUUUAGACGGUGACGAUGAGGAAGAAGAAGAAGAAGAGGAUGAAGAACGAGAAUCAAAUUUUGAUCGAAAAUCAUUUAAAGAUUCCAAUGAUGACUACCAUAUUGAUUUACCUGAUGAAGAAGAUACCAGUGUUCAUUCUACAAAUCAUGAUCAAUCAGUAAUAAUAGAGGAAAACAGUUUAUUAUUAAAACAAACUAGUGGUGAUCAUCAAAAAAUUGGCUUCAACAUUGAAACGAACUCAAUGAAUCAACUAGAAGUGAAUUGUAGAAAACAGAAUGGUAAAAUGAAUUCGUUGAAAACAUAAUGAUUCAAGUUUUAUAUGUAACUAGUUCGUUGAAAUACAGAAAAUAACACAAUCAACUGUGUUGUAACGUAAAUUUUGUUUUUCAAUUCAAACAACAAUAGAUGAGAGAGACACAGAGAGAGAGAGAGAGAGAAACGGCACGAAGAUUACUUUAUUGUUUAUCUAUUUGAUUUGUGUAAAAAAAGAAAAUAAUAGUUUAUAACUUCAAUUAUCAUUUGUUGCAUCAUUUCAUUUGAUUUCAUUUCUAUUUUUUUCUCAUUUCAUUUUAUCCAGUGAAUAAUGAAUAUUCUAACCCCAUUAUUGGGUUUGCAUUAUUUUCUUGUUGUUGGACAGUUUCGAUUCUUAUAACUCUGAGUGAUGUAUUUAUUGUUUGCAUAAUACUACUACUAUUACUACUAUACACAGUCAUUCUCA
Molecule: messenger RNA, 2751 nt
Organism: Schistosoma turkestanicum
Lineage: Eukaryota; Metazoa; Platyhelminthes; Trematoda; Strigeidida; Schistosomatidae
Source: the annotation of a GenBank genome assembly